AUGUCCACUGACAACCCAAAUACAAUAAUCAAAGAGGGUUUGAACGAUGCCGCUGCUCCUUCAGCUCUGCAAAGUGGUACAAAAAAUUGGCUGGAAGGAUUAGACAAUCCCUAUUUUCAAGCUGGAUUCGGCUUGAUGGGAGUAGGAGUCGUGUUCGGUGGUCUACGUAAAUUCACAACCUUUGCCGACGUAUUCCUUCGACGUCGUUUGUUAGUCCAAGUUGAGAUAAACAACAAAGAUCGUGCUUACCCAUGGCUCCUUUCUUGGAUGGCUCAACAGAAUCAAAUUAACCAAUCUCUCGGGCGUGUAUCGGGUUCUCUCAUCUCCAAAAGUCAUCGACUCAGUGUCGAAACUACCGUGGAACAACAUCAGAACGGAAGUUCUUCGGUUUUCUUCAACCUAGUUGCUGGAACAGGCAUGCACUGGCUCAAAUACCGCGGUGUCUGGAUGCAGGUCGUGCGGGAGCGUGACACGCAAUCAAUGCAAAUGAUGUCAGGAAAUCCUUGGGAAACCGUUACAUUGACUACGCUUUCGCGUGAUCGAGACAUAUUCCUUCGCCUUCUGGCAGAAGCUAGAGAUCUUGCCAUGCGUGACCAAGAAGGUAAACUUGUCAUUCAAACUCCUUGGGGUACCGAAUGGCGGCCAUUUGGACUCCCCAGGAGGAAAAGACCUUUGCACAGUGUCGUCCUAGACAAUGGUAUCGCUGCGGCCAUCGAGAACGAUGUUCAAUCUUUCCUAAAUAGACGUCAGUGGUACGUUGACAGAGGCAUUCCCUAUCGUCGUGGAUUCUUGCUUCAUGGUCCUCCCGGUUCUGGAAAGAGUUCAUAUAUACAAGCUUUGGCAGGAUCGCUGAACUAUAAUCUCUGUCUUUUGAAUCUUUCCGAACGAGGGCUUGGUGACGAUAAGCUCACACAUUUACUUUCUACGGUACCGGAACAAAGCAUUGUCCUUAUUGAGGAUGUGGAUGCUGCCUUCAAUAAACGAGUGCAGACAUCGGAGGAUGGGUAUCAAUCUUCCGUCACAUUUUCCGGAUUCCUCAAUGCCCUAGAUGGUGUAGCAUCCGGGGAGGAACGGAUUGUAUUCUUAACAACCAAUCACAUCGAACGACUCGAUCCGGCUCUUAUUCGACCAGGUCGUGUAGAUUUCACACAGUAUGUCGGUGAUUCAACGCCAAACCAAGCUCGAGCCCUCUUUGAACGAUUCUAUGGCACGGAACCUUUAGAGACGAUCGACGUAGGCCAAAAUCUAUAUGAUUUAAUAGAGGAGGAAAUGAAGCAGGGGAAACGAAUAAGUAUGGCCGCAUUACAAGGCCUCUUUAUUCGCAACCACGAUGCUCAGAGCGCACUCGCAGCCUGUCGGCAAACUUUCCUCGAAAUUAAAAGUACUUAA
Messenger RNA from Lentinula edodes (shiitake mushroom), 1389 nucleotides. RefSeq names its product BCS1 N terminal-domain-containing protein. The record is from RefSeq and is a predicted model, not a curated record. The transcript is spliced from 6 exons. Gene Ontology annotation, molecular function: ATP hydrolysis activity; ATP binding. Gene Ontology annotation, cellular component: mitochondrial inner membrane. NCBI's taxonomy places the organism in Eukaryota, Fungi, Basidiomycota, Agaricomycetes, Agaricales, Omphalotaceae. Gene Ontology annotation, biological process: mitochondrial respiratory chain complex III assembly; protein insertion into mitochondrial inner membrane from matrix. Bases 1 to 1389 code for a protein of 462 amino acids.